This is a messenger RNA of Sipha flava (yellow sugarcane aphid), 3677 nucleotides long. Its product is annotated as fork head domain-containing protein crocodile-like. Bases 665 to 1975 code for a protein of 436 amino acids. Lineage: Eukaryota; Metazoa; Arthropoda; Insecta; Hemiptera; Aphididae. Gene Ontology annotation, molecular function: DNA-binding transcription factor activity, RNA polymerase II-specific; RNA polymerase II cis-regulatory region sequence-specific DNA binding. The record is from RefSeq and is a predicted model, not a curated record. Gene Ontology annotation, biological process: anatomical structure morphogenesis; regulation of transcription by RNA polymerase II; cell differentiation. The transcript has 2 exons.
AGCCGGUUGGCCGGCGGGCGUGCCGCGCGCCGGCCAAUCGGAGCGCGCGACGAUUAACCGGGGGGGUGGCGGUCCACCGUCCCACCUACAACGGGUCCCGGCUCGGCGGUGGUGCGUCCGGUACGCACUCGGCGUGCGGGCGUGAUGACGACUGCGACUGCGACGGCGACGACGACUGCGACGACUGCGACGACCCGAUUGCGACUGCGACGGCGGUGCGUGGUGGCGAACGCGCGAAGAAACGAUUUUUUCGGGUUGUUUACGUAGCGGAACGUCCGCGUGCUGGUUUCCGUUGUCGUCGCCGCGUUGUUUUGAUAGUUUCGCCAAAAAGGUCCGUUUUUAUCGGUAGUGUGCGCGUUCCGUACCGUACGUGUGCUGCCGUGUUGCCGGCACGGAACAACUGGGCCGCCACAUCUCUCUCCGUCUCGCCAUCGGCCCGUCUAAUCGAUUUUUAAUUUUAAAACAACAACGACCACGGCCAACUCGGCUCGUACGCCGGCGGCGUACACGAACAAAACGGUCGUGCCGGUUUUUCUCCGCUAAGCUGUACGUUGUUCCGUAGCUCGCUGCUACAUGCACGCGCCGACCAGCGAACACGUAACGCGAUUGAUGAUCAUCAACUGAUCGGUACGAACACGUCGAUCGCGCACCGCCUUUGACGAUCAUGCACACACUGUUCGGCGACCAAAACGCCUACUACCGGACCGGUAUGUAUCCGGGCACGUCGAAUCCGGCCGCGUACCCGAGCGCGUACGAGCAGUACGCGCGGUACGGGUACAAUCCGGCAGCCGGGUACCAGGCUUCGCACCACCACCACCAUCACGUGGUGUCGGCUGCUGCGGCCGCGGCCAAGGACAUGGUCAAACCGCCGUACUCGUACAUCGCGCUCAUCGCGAUGGCCAUACAGAACGCACCGGACAAGCGGUGCACGCUGAACGGCAUAUACCAGUUCAUCAUGGAACGGUUCCCGUACUACCGGGAAAACAAGCAGGGCUGGCAAAACUCUAUCCGGCACAACCUAAGCUUGAACGAGUGUUUUGUCAAGCAGCCGCGAGACGAUAAGAAACCAGGCAAAGGUAGUUAUUGGACACUGGACCCAGAUUCGUACAACAUGUUCGACAAUGGAUCGUACUUGCGGCGCCGGAGACGGUUCAAGAAGAAGGAUGCGCUCAAGGAGAAGGAAGAGGCCAUCAAGCGGCAGCAGGAGCUCAUGCUGAAAAAGGUCACCGAAGAACAGUGCAAGCUUUUGUUGCACGGUGGUAGCGGCGGCAACGGCGGUAAGGACCUGAUACAGCAGGUGCAGCAGGACUGCAUUAAACAGCCGAAGAAGGAGCCGGGUGUGCCGCAGUCGCACAAUCAACCGACGUCCGGCGACGACCAGUCCGCACCACCUUCGUCCGGUGGUUCUGCGUCAUCAGCACCUCCACCGCCUCCACCACCGCCGCCGUCAGCGUACCACCAGCACCACCACCACUUGCAGUACGACAACGACCACCAGGACGAUUCGCCCUCGACCGCCGUGGCCGCGGCUGGUGGUGGCAAUAACGGACACCACCUGCACCAUCACCACCACAGGUACAUGUCCACCACUGCGGCAGCAGCCGCGGCCGCCGCUGCAGCGGCCACCGGUGAUCACCACCAUCACCACCACGGCGACGAGUUUGCCUCGCACCACCAUCAGUACGUUGCCGCAGCCGCGGCAGCCGCGGCUGGACACCAUCGACCGCCCGGCAGCUGGUACAGUGCCGAUCCUUCCGAUUUCUUUGACGCUGUCGUCCCUAACCCUGUGACUGCGGCCACGGCAGCCAGCUGCGCGUUUCGCAAUUCGCAACACAUCACCCCCGGUACCCAUACGCAAUUGCACAACUACUAUCAGCAACAGCAGCAGCAGCAGCAGCAGCAACAGCAGCAUCAGCAACAGCAACAGCAACAGCACAACGGCAAUUCGUCGGUCAAGUUCUCAUCACAACUAUAACGACGACAAUGACAACGACACGACCGCGGGGAACUGGGAAGGAGCUGUCAGACGAACAAAUUGUACUCGUCCGCAUGAGAAGCCUGCGGUGGAAAGACACCGACGGCACUGAUGCCGGGACGACGGGCACGACUGUACGAUUGCUAGCAGGAAGACAAAAAAGAAAAAUAAAAAAAAAAAAAACAGUAAAAAUUCACCUAAGAGACACGAACCACAUGGGGUUUGCCCGAUGCUGCUGCUACUGCUCUCCUGGCUGUCAUUCCGGAAAACGUCCGCCGACUAGGCUUAUCAGGUGACGGACGUGUGUACACUAUACAAUGAAUACGAUGCGUAUAUCCAUCUAUCUAUCCUUCGCCGCGCGUGCGUGUGUAUAUGCGUGAAUGUGUGUUAGUACGUGUGUGUGUGUGUGUGUGUGUGUUUAUAUACGUAGGUACAUUACUGUUAUAAUUCGUCCUUUCUCUCCUCCCAUCCCGACACAGGACUUUUGCGCACGCAAUUUCUCUACAACUGUUCAACGAUAUCGCAUAUUGUAUCGAAUCCAAUAGUUCACCUCAAACCAGUCGAUGAGUAUGGUGUCGUGCAAGUACUCUUGGUACUACGACAUUUUUUGUAUUAUAUUAUACGUAAUAGUAACAAUAUCUGUAAUAAUGAGUUCUUUUACCAUAACUGUUAGUAAAACUAUUGAAAUCAACAGUUAAAUUACACAAAAGUUUUAUUGACUUAUAUGAAAAAAGUAAAAAAUAAUGCACUGAUGUACUGUGUGCAUGUAACAACUUGGUGUAUGUUAACACUUUUUAGAUUUCGUACCAAAUAAAACGAGUCGUAUAAUUCUGAUAGUUUUUGAGUCAGCUCUUUCCCGUGCAAGUAUAAUUACUUGUACUAAUACACCUCGCACAUUAUAACUGCGUAAUACGUAUUUAUACGAGUACAUUAUAAUUAAUUUUUACCACGUGAACUCUGAAUUACACGAUUGACAUGUAAUUCAACGUUUAAAAACACGUUAGUUUUUCAUCAUCUCAAUCGACGUAGCCAGAUCCCUUUGUAAAUAAUGUGCAUAAUAAAACUCUGGUCUCAGUAAGGGUCAUUUUAAUCCGCAAUAUUAAGAAUAAUUAUUAUUCUUUCGUCGGUAAUACAAUCAAUAAGGUCUCGUCGUUCUCGACUAGAUUACAUACUUCUCGUCGUGUAUCAUACAUUUGUUUUCUUUCUUUCCACUUAUUAUAUAUAUUUAUACGUCCCACCGUACAAUCUUGUUUGUAGUCUUUAUUUUCUUUCAGUAUACCUACAUGUGAUUUUUUUUUAUGUUAUUUAUAUAUAGAAUUUCGUGUAUCUAUACGUAUACAUUCUGUAAUCUAUGAAAAAUUGUACUUGCUUUAGUUAUUUUCCAAUGUAUAUUUUAUGUAUUGUAUAAAUUUAGUUAUAGAUAAUAAAUAUUGGUUCUUAUCGUACCUGUGACUUUAAAAAACUACGUACAUGUGCCUUGAACGUAUUUUACAUCAACUUUAUAUUUAUAAUUGUAAUAUAUUAUUGAUACCAUUAAAUAAGCUGUCCAUUUAUUUUCCAUGUUAAAUACAAGAGAAUAAUAGUAGGUAGAAAAAAUAAAAUAAAUUACAUAUCUUUGUGCAAUACUUUAAAAAAAAAACCGAAAAUAAAUUAAUUUUCAAAAUUUCCACGAACUAAAACGGUAAAUAUAGUUUAGUAGGUA